ACCCAUACUUUCCCCAUACUUCUGUGCUUUGCUUCACUUGCAAUCAUCAUCACUAACUAUGCAGACGCUACUCCGGCCGGCCGCAGCAGCAGCAACGGCUGUGACGGUAGGUCCUGCGCUUUCUCUCCUCCAACGCCACCGUCUAACAGAUUACCGACCACUCUAUCCCUCAAAUUGUCCGCGCAAAUUCACGCGAUCAAUCUCAUUCCCUUGUGCUUCAUUGUCUUAUGAUCUUCUUGAAACCAGAAAAUUGAAGCUCUCCUUUACCAAAACAAAUGCUUCUUCUCCGGUUUCUCCUGCUUUCACUCACUCAAACGAUGAGGCGGAGAGGGCCAAGCUAGCUCAGGUUGCGAAGAGAUUGGAGAUUACAUCGAGGUAUUUCAAGCGGUUGGGCAGUUUAGGGUUUUGGGGCCAACUAAUAUGCACAGUGGUAGCAGCUGUGAUUCUUUCGUUUUCUAUUGUAAUCACUGGGAAGAUCUCGUCUCCAGCUUCUUUUUAUGCUACUGCUGGUGGGAUAGCAGCUGCAUUCAUUUCGGUGUUUUGGUCAUUUGGGUAUAUUCGCCUUUCUGAGAAGCUCCGAAAAACUGCUUAUGAUCCUACCAAGGCACCUCCUCGUGCUGAUGUUGUGAAAGGCUUGAAAAAUGGCAUAGUUGUGAAUCUGUUAGGAAUGGGUGCUGCUAUUCUUGGCAUGCAAGCAACAGUUGGAUUGCUAGUAGCAAAGGCUCUUACUUCCUCAGCAAAUCCUUAUUACCAGGGAAUCUCUCCUGGUUACAAUCCAGUUCUUGCAUUGGAUGUAUUCUUGGUGCAGGCAUCAGCAAACACCAUUCUUUCUCAUUUUCUUGGGCUUGUUUUCUCCUUGGAGCUGUUGCGCUCAGUGACAUUGCCAGCUGCAGAAAGCAUUCCAGUCCCAAGAGUAGCAUAAAGUCUCUCGCUUGUACCAAAUGUCAAGUGAAAACAUGAUUUUGUAGCCAAAAUGUUGAAUCCUCAGCACUGAGUAAUGAUAAAUUUCAGGGCAAAAAAGUGUUCAUUUCUAGUUUUCAGGUCAUGUAAAGUAUCAUCACCAGUGCAAUUUAAUUGAUUUCCAAUAUUUUGAGUUGAUUUCUUGGUUGAUAAACUGGAACAUUCCAAGCAUGGUCAAUGCAAGGCUUUGUCCAAUAUGUUAUAUAUAGCGGCAUGUUUGUUA
Messenger RNA from Hevea brasiliensis (rubber tree), 1183 nucleotides. Its product is annotated as protein TIC 21, chloroplastic. The record is from RefSeq and is a predicted model, not a curated record. Bases 59 to 922 code for a protein of 287 amino acids. The transcript is spliced from 4 exons. Lineage: Eukaryota; Viridiplantae; Streptophyta; Magnoliopsida; Malpighiales; Euphorbiaceae.